UGCAUCUUGUCACUCUCACGAGAAUAUCCACAGUGAGAGUGAGAGUGAGGCUCCUCCUUUGAGCGUUUGAUUUCACAUCUUCGAGCAACUUCUUUUUUUCUUAAGAAAUCGGAGACUGUGUUGAAGAGAGAGACCGGAGUAGUAAUAAUGGGUUCUUUGCCGGAGAAGUUGAGAAUAGAGAUGCGACAAGUGGGAGAGAAGGGAAGAGAAAGCAGCUGCUGCUGCUCAGAUUUUCUGAUUUCGGAAGCGACCAGACAAGAGGAGGAGCAAAGCCCUAGCAGUACGAAGGAUUUCACGCAUUCCUCGGUGUCGUCUCGUUGGUCGGUGAAGAAUGUCGACGGAGAUAAGAAGAAGAUUCUCCCCGACUCUUUGGAACCAUCGACAGUCUCAGAGAUUGAGAUGAUGAAGGAAAGGUUUUCGAAGCUAUUACUUGGAGAGGAUAUGUCUGGUUCUGGCAAUGGUGUCUGCACUGCUUUAGCCAUCUCUUACGCCAUCACUAAUUAGCUUAGAUUAUUUGUUUUCUGUUAUUUCUCAGUCUCAAAACGAAUCUAAUUUAGUGUUUUGUAGAUUGAAUAGCUUUGCUGGGAUAUCUUAAUAAUGGCGAGAAGGCAAGCAGGUUCAAUACGGCGUGUAGGAGAUGGUGGAAGCUUCCUUUCGCUGGAGCUUCCCACUCCAAGUCUCGUUCUUCUCCUCUUUUAUCUAUUUGCCUUGUUCUUCUGUUAUAUGCUUCCUUUCUUCCUUAUUCCUCUUUAUGGAUCUUGUUUCAGUUUGUUAAUAAUCAAAUUGUUCUUCAUCUUUGUUGAUUUCCAGGGGGCUUCCCUACUCAUUUAGCACAAUCACUACACCAGUGUUCUUCAGCCAACAUCUGCAAAAAAGAUUCCAAUUAAACACAUAUAUAUUUUGUGAGCUAUCACUUAGAAAAGAGAGAACCGGAUACAUUGAAGCAGAAAACCAUGCUACAAAGAGUUUUGUAUCAUCAGACCUGAUUAAUAAAAGGCUCCAUUCAUUGCAGAGGCUGAUAUCCCUGAAGAAAAAGAACCAGUUUCAGAGAAAGGGAAUCUAGUGGUUCUUGCCAGGAAACAUGAAAAGAGCAUUGUAAGAUAUGGAUCCUUGCGAA
This is a messenger RNA of Raphanus sativus (radish), 1117 nucleotides long. Its product is annotated as rop guanine nucleotide exchange factor 7-like. The record is from RefSeq and is a predicted model, not a curated record. Gene Ontology annotation, molecular function: guanyl-nucleotide exchange factor activity. The transcript has 2 exons. The coding region runs from base 148 to 504 and encodes 118 amino acids. NCBI's taxonomy places the organism in Eukaryota, Viridiplantae, Streptophyta, Magnoliopsida, Brassicales, Brassicaceae.